AUGCUGUGCAGACGACUCGCCUCGCGGCGGCUCCCCUCCAUCCGGUGGCAGAGCACAACCUCUCCAUCGUUAUCGCCAUCGCCAUCGCCAUCGCCAUCGACAACCACUGCGACCGUACCCGAGCCUCCUUCACACGCCACCCCCCGCCUCACUGCACUCAAAUCCGCAAAGCCCUUCUCACAGUUCCUGACAGACACCUUUAAUCGCCAACAUGACUACCUGCGCAUCAGCGUCACCGAGCGCUGUAACCUGCGCUGUCUCUACUGCAUGCCGGAGGAAGGCAUCGAGCUCUCGCCACAGCCACGCCUCUUGACCUCCCCGGAAAUCUUAUACCUGUCCUCCCUCUUCGUCUCGCAGGGCGUCACGAAGAUCCGCCUGACAGGUGGUGAGCCGACUGUGCGGAAGGACAUCGUCCCGCUCAUGCAGGAUAUCGGCAAGCUGCGGCGUGACGGGCUCCGCGAGCUCUGCCUUACCACCAACGGUAUCUCCUUGCAUCGCAAGUUAGAUCCCAUGGUUGAGGCGGGGCUGACCGGGGUCAACCUCAGUUUGGAUACACUGGACCCGUUCCAGUAUCAGAUUAUGACUAGGCGGAAGGGCUUUGACAUGGUGAUGAAGAGUAUCGAUCGGAUUCUGGAAAUGAACAAGGUCGGUGCGGGGAUCAAGUUGAAGAUCAACUGCGUCGUUAUGCGGGGGAUGAAUGACCGCGAGAUCAUCCCCUUUGUCGAGUUGGGCCGCGAGAUGCCCGUCGAGGUGCGCUUCAUCGAAUAUAUGCCUUUUGAUGGCAACAAGUGGAAUCAGGGCAAGAUGUUCCCCUACCAGGAGAUGCUGGCGAUGAUCCGGGAGAAAUACCCUUCGCUUGAAAAGGUCACCGACCAUAAGAAUGAUACCAGCAAGACUUAUAAAGUCCCUGGAUUCCAGGGCCAGAUGGGAUUUAUCACGAGCAUGACGCAUAAUUUCUGCGGAUCAUGCAACCGACUACGUAUUACUAGCGAUGGGAACCUCAAAGUGUGUCUCUUUGGUAAUGCCGAGGUGUCCCUGCGGGAUAUAAUUCGCCGGGAGAACGACGGACAGCCUAUUGAUGAAGGCGCGUUGAAGGAGCUGCGACUACUGGAGACUGUGCAGUCUGCGGCUCUCCUCAGCGACGAAGGUGGCCUCGUCAAUGAACGGGAGCGUGAAAUCCUCGAUGUCAUUGGCGCAGCCGUCAAACGUAAGAAGGCGAAGCAUGCUGGGAUGGGAAAAUUGGAGAACAUGAAGAACCGGCCUAUGAUUCUUAUCGUAGACCAGCUUUUCCAAAGUAUAAACCAGGCGUGCCUGCAUCUUCUUCCCUGGUCGAGGAUUCCCUCGCAUCUCUUUGCCAAUCUCGGGUCCCCCCAGGCCCGUUUAUACCACAGUGGGCGUCCUUCAAGCAAUAACCCCACCACCACCACCCCAAUCUCCGAUGAAAAAAAGUCGCACUCCCUUCCUACAGCCUCAGACCCCGACCUCCCCCACCUCACACCUUCACAAACCGUACACAUGACACAGAUCACGAAGAAACCCGAAACCGCACGCAAAGCCACUGCCGCCUGCGAAGUAUCCUUCUCAAAUCAACGACCAUGGGAACUCCUCCGCAAAGGCCAAGGUACGCACAAAGGCGACGUCUACAGCGUUGCCCGAAUCGCGGGAAUUAUGGCAGCCAAGCGGACUCCAGAUAUUGUCCCCCUUUGUCACCCGGGUAUUGGCAUUACAGGCGUCGAGGUGACAGUUGAUCUGGUCGAGCCUGGAACAGAGUCUCAGGAUCACGGAUCUAUGAAGAUAGUUUCGACUGUGAGUUGUUUUGGUCGAACUGGAGUUGAGAUGGAGGCCAUGACGGCGGCGACUGGGGCUGCGUUAACAGUAUAUGAUAUGCUCAAAGCUGUUGAUAAGGGGAUGAUAAUUGGGGGUGUGCGCUUGCUAGAGAAACAAGGUGGAAAGAGUGGGCAUUGGGUGCGAGAGGAGGGGAUAUAA
Penicillium cosmopolitanum is the source of this 1986-nucleotide messenger RNA. RefSeq names its product molybdopterin cofactor biosynthetic protein. Gene Ontology annotation, molecular function: GTP 3',8'-cyclase activity; metal ion binding; 4 iron, 4 sulfur cluster binding. The transcript is spliced from 2 exons. Gene Ontology annotation, biological process: Mo-molybdopterin cofactor biosynthetic process. Bases 1 to 1986 code for a protein of 661 amino acids. The record is from RefSeq and is a predicted model, not a curated record. NCBI's taxonomy places the organism in Eukaryota, Fungi, Ascomycota, Eurotiomycetes, Eurotiales, Aspergillaceae.